CGUAACACAUCAAUAUCAUCAUAAGGAUGUCCUCUUUCUUGCAUGCACCUAACCCACUUUAUUCUCUCUCUCGCUGUCUCACACGCGGUUGCUAUAAAUAGGAGCACCCUUUCCUUAAUUCUACGCAUCAAAUACUUUGUUUCAACGAAACGCUAAACAAAAGCUCCAAGUUUCCAGUCUUAAUUUAGCUAUGGCUAUCUCCAAGGCUUUAAUUGCUUCCAUCCUCCUUUCUCUUCUCGUUAUCUCUCUCGCUGAAGCUGAUCAUAUGAAUGCUUAUGGUGGAUGGAUGCAGGCCGUGAAAGACGAUGUCGUAAAGGGUUCUGUCCCGACAAAAAUAGAUUGUGGAGGGGCAUGUACUGCGAGGUGUCAGCUGUCGUCGAGGCCGAACCUCUGCAAAAGGGCGUGCGGGACAUGCUGUGCCCGUUGCAAUUGUGUUCCUCCGGGCACUUCCGGUAAUCAAGAGGUCUGCCCCUGCUACGCCAGCAUGACCACCCACGGCAACAAGCGCAAGUGCCCUUAAAGAAAAAAAGCCAAAGCCAACCCCCAAACCUUGGAUUAAUUAAUAAAUAAGAUAGCUGGUACUGUUUCCGAGGUUUUUUACGUUACAAUCCAAGAAGAACAUAAUACUGAGGGUCAUGGAAAAGUAAAUUUGUGUAAUGAUUAGAAUUUUCCUAUAUUAAUAUCAGUUGUAUAAAAGCUGCUACAAGAACAGUUGUGGAUUCUUGAGUUGUGUGGAAAAGAAAUGUUGUUCUUUUUGUAAUGUUUUUCCGCUUAUGUCUCUAUUAAAUAUUGAAGCUAAAGAUGUUUCUCCC
Messenger RNA from Carya illinoinensis, 812 nucleotides. Its product is annotated as snakin-2-like. The record is from RefSeq and is a predicted model, not a curated record. The coding region runs from base 191 to 520 and encodes 109 amino acids. NCBI's taxonomy places the organism in Eukaryota, Viridiplantae, Streptophyta, Magnoliopsida, Fagales, Juglandaceae. The transcript is spliced from 3 exons.